This is a messenger RNA of Plectropomus leopardus (leopard coralgrouper), 1595 nucleotides long. Lineage: Eukaryota; Metazoa; Chordata; Actinopteri; Perciformes; Serranidae. The record is from RefSeq and is a predicted model, not a curated record.
AUGGCUGAGGGUCGCCUCCAAUACACAACUGACUUCUUCACAUUCAGUGCUCUGCUGCUGUUUGGGCUCUUCUUCCAUGAGCCCAUAACUGAAGAGCCUGUCGUCUCUUCUAAUUUCACCUGGCACCCCUUGAACCAGUCCUGUACAGUUUUUCUGACGUGCAGUGCAGCCUCGCACAGCAAUGUCAUCUACCGCUGGGCCGUGAAGAACCAAAACAUAAAUGGCUCCAGCCUGAACAACAUUAUCAUGUCUCAGGAUGAAGACACCAAUUUCACCUGCACUGUUUCCAAUGUUGUCAGUGAGAAGUCAACAUCCGAAGUGGUGACGUGCAGCAACAGUACGUCUGACCCACCUAACACAGUGUCCAGCUCCUCACCUCUUUUACCAUUGAUUAUUGGGCCUAUAAUUGGAAUUUUACUAAUUAUUCUACUGCUGCUUUUGCUUCUUUUCUACAAGAAGUCAAAGGGUCCGUGUUUUAAUAGGCUCACCCAGUCUCAAAUGGUCAACCAAGAUGAAACCCAGCAACAUGUGUACUCGUCUCUUCUCCAUGGUGAUAGUUGUGUCUAUGAAACAAUGAGAGGCUCUGAAGAUGGUGUAACAGGUGGACCCCCAAAUAUAUACAAUAACGUCACAUCUCCAUCGGUUCAUCUCCAUCAUCCUCGCAAGCAGAGUGAUGAUUGUGUCUAUGAAGAAAUGAGAGGCUCAGAAGAAGCUUUAAAUGAUUUGUGAAAAGGAGUACAUCAUCAACAAAACAAUAGAGCAAAGAUUCAUGUUGAGGUAGCUUUUGGAAAAAAAUUGAACUCUCAUUUGAACUCUCGUCCUUCGUGUUUUAGGGUUAAAAUGGAGGAUCUAAAGGGUCAGGGUGUGCCGUUCAAAGUGUCUCUAUCCUGUUUCUUGUAUGACUCACUGUCCACUGUUCCACUGUAUCACUUCUUCUUUCAAAAGAAACACUGGUAAACGUGCCCAUGUUAUACUUCAGGGUUUCAGCAAGUUAAAAAGUCUGCGUGUCCUUGAAAAUUAAAAGGUUUGACAUAGAAAUUACUGUGCAACAGAGGAGAAUGGGAAUACAUGCUGUAUGAAAAUUUCUUAAAAUAGAAGUUGACACAUUUAAUCCACUUGAUGAUCACGACUUAUACAAAAGGAAAUGACCUAAUUUCUUUUAUUUGCAAACUUUUUAGCCGCUGUGCUCAAUGUUAAACGCUCUGCUCUUUUCUACAGUCAGUGAAGAAUACCUGAAGAUUGUGAAUCCCCAGGUACUACUACAUAUUUAAACCUAUUAUUUAUUUUAAAAAUAUCAUGUGAAAGUAUUCUAUUUUACUUACUAUUUUACUACUACUACAAAACAAUACAUCCAUCGGAAUGAAUGGGGAAUUUCACUGGAAAAUGCAUAGGGGAAAUUGAGAUUAAAUAGAAAAGAAGGGAAAAAAACAAAUAAUUUUUGCUGUGAUUUUUAGUGAUACAGUCAAGUAAAAAUGCAUUUCAUUGAUUGACAACAGAAUAUUCAUCUAAUGAAGUUUUUAGCAUUUUGUGUUUGGUGAUACUUAAGAAUUUGAGGAUAUUUUCAGACAUGAUAAUAAAUACAAUAUGAAAUACAA